AUGGAGGCCCCGUACUCCAUGAGCGCGCACUACGACGAGUUCCAGGAGGUGAAGUACGCGAGCCGGUGCGGCGCGGGCGGGGCGCGCGGGGCGUCGCUGCCGCCCGGCUUUCCGCGGGGCGCGGGGCGCGGCGCCGGCGGGGCCCGGGCCGGCCUGCCGCGCUGGAACCGGCGCGAGGUGUGCCUGCUGUCGGGGCUGGUGUUCGCCGCCGGGCUGUGCGCCAUCCUGGCCGCCAUGCUGGCGCUCAAGUACCUGGGCCCGGGCGGCGCGGGGGGCGCGGCGGGCGCGGCGGGCGCGGGCGCGGCGGGCGGCGGCGCGUGUCCCGAGGGCUGCCCCGAGCGCAAGGCCUUCGCGCGCGCCGCGCGCUUCCUGGCCGCCAACCUGGACGCCAGCAUCGACCCGUGCCGGGACUUCUACUCGUUCGCGUGCGGCGGCUGGCUGCGGCGCCACGCCAUCCCCGACGACAAGCUGACGUACGGCACCAUCGCGGCCAUCGGCGAGCAGAACGAGGAGCGGCUGCGGCGCCUGCUGGCGCGGCCGGCCGGGGGCCCCGGCGGCGCGGCGCAGCGCAAGGUGCGCGCCUUCUUCCGCUCGUGCCUCGACAUGCGCGAGAUCGAGCGGCUCGGGCCGCGGCCCAUGCUCGACGUCAUCGCCGACUGCGGCGGCUGGGACCUGGGCGGCGCGGGGGCCGCGGCCGGGCCGCCGGGGGCGGCGGCGGCGCGCUGGGACCUCAACCGGCUGCUCUACAAGGCGCAGGGCGUGUACAGCGCGGCCGCGCUCUUCUCGCUCACCGUCAGCCUGGACGACAGGAACGCCUCGCGCUACGUCAUCCGCAUUGACCAGGACGGGCUCACCCUGCCCGAGAGGACCCUGUACCUAGCUCAGGACGAGGAGAGCGAGAAGAUCCUGGCGGCCUACAGGGUGUUCAUGGAGCGUCUGCUGAGACUUCUGGGAGCCGAGGCCGUGGAGCAGAAGGCCCAGGAGAUCCUGCAGCUGGAGCAGAGGCUGGCCAAUAUCACUGUGUCCGAGUACGAUGACCUGCGUCGCGACGUCAGCUCCAUGUACAACAAGGUGACGCUGGCCCAGCUGCAGAAGAUCACCCCCCACCUGCGGUGGAAGUGGCUGCUGGACCAGAUCUUCCAGGAGGACUUCUCGGAGGAGGAGGAGGUGGUGCUGCUGGCCACAGACUACAUGCAGCAGGUGUCCCAGCUGAUCCGCUCCACGCCCCGCAGGUCUGGGGAAACUGAGUCUGGAUGGUUUCUAGGGAGGGUGUGGCUGAUGAAGGGCAGCUGGGAGGCAGGGUCUGCCCAGUCCCUGGUCCCAGGGAAAGUGGUGGUGCUGAGCGAGCACCUGUUGCCCCCGUUCCGAGAGGCGCUGCACGCGCUGGCCCGGGAGGUGGAGGGCAGCGACAAGCCCCAGGAGCUGGCGCGCGUCUGCCUGGGCCAGGCCCGUUGCUCUUUGUACACAGACAUGUCUCAGCUGCCAGCGAUGCCAAGGCAGCGCACGCGGGCCCUGCUCUCCCUGCACCCCACCGAGCCCCUCUGCUGUGCCGAGGCCUCCCUCCCGUGGCCCAGGAUUCUUGUGCAGCUGCUCACCCUGGGGCCCUCCGUCAGGCUCCACGUCCUCCUCCCAGGCCCGUCCCAUCAGCACUGUGCUAACUCGGCGUGA
This is a messenger RNA of Perognathus longimembris pacificus (Pacific pocket mouse), 1668 nucleotides long. RefSeq names its product endothelin-converting enzyme-like 1. Gene Ontology annotation, biological process: protein processing. The transcript is spliced from 7 exons. Gene Ontology annotation, molecular function: metalloendopeptidase activity. The record is from RefSeq and is a predicted model, not a curated record. NCBI's taxonomy places the organism in Eukaryota, Metazoa, Chordata, Mammalia, Rodentia, Heteromyidae. Gene Ontology annotation, cellular component: plasma membrane. The coding region runs from base 1 to 1668 and encodes 555 amino acids.